UCAGCUGGUGCCUUUAUGAGGGCGUGGAAGCCUGAUUUCACUAGUCAUGUAAAUGCGGUAACUAUCUUCGUAAAGAUGCUAAAAAUUGGAAUAUUUGAUAUAAGAGUUAUAAGUGCACUAAACAAUACAUUAAGUAGCACAGCAGAAACGCACACGAUUGUACAUACAAAAAUUGUUGUGAAACUGUUAGUGCUACUCCGGAUAUCUGCCUCCUAUGCCACUGUUUGCAGGAGGUCCUAUACCAAUGGCAUUCAGAGGUCCUACAUAACGUUUAAUGAUCUGAGGAAGAAAAAUCGGCGGUACAACAAAAAAGAACUAGUUGGGUACUCCAUGCAGGACAUGUUCCAGGUAGUUUCAGAUGUGCCAAAUUACUUCAAAUUUGUUCCCUAUGUAAAGAGAUCUAAUGUGCAUAGUGAAGACACCCAAGGAUUUAAGGCAGAUCUCAUUGUUGGCUUCCCUCCAUUUAGUGAAGUCUAUACAUCGCGAGUAACGUUAGAAAAACCACGGCUCGUAAAAUCCGAGUGCCAUGAUGGACGUCUUUUUAAGUAUCUGUUGAACGAAUGGCGCUUCAGUCCUGGUUUAAAGGAUAUACCCAAUUCUUGCGUUAUAGACUUUAAAGUCGCAUUUGAGUUUAAAUCGUUAUUUCACAGCAAUAUAGCGAAUAUAUUCUUUGAUUUGAUUUGCACCCAAAUGGAAAAUGCUUUUAUUCAUGAAGUGCGGCGGCGGAAUGGGCCACCAUCAAUACGUUCACAUGUGCUUACCUCGCAAAGGUCUUGAUGACAAAACGAACAAAAACAACAGAAAUUCUCUCUUUGAAUUACGUUUUUGAUUAAUCUAAAGUAAAUUUUCGCUGUAGAAGAAUAAUUCAGAUACAAAUUUUUAUAAACAAUAAAAACAUGUGUUAUAUUGUAAUGCCAA
Messenger RNA from Drosophila willistoni, 918 nucleotides. Its product is annotated as coenzyme Q-binding protein COQ10, mitochondrial. The transcript is spliced from 3 exons. Gene Ontology annotation, biological process: cellular respiration; ubiquinone biosynthetic process. Lineage: Eukaryota; Metazoa; Arthropoda; Insecta; Diptera; Drosophilidae. Gene Ontology annotation, molecular function: ubiquinone binding. The record is from RefSeq and is a predicted model, not a curated record. The coding region runs from base 16 to 777 and encodes 253 amino acids. Gene Ontology annotation, cellular component: mitochondrion.